AUGGCAGACGUACCGCCUCCUUCACUGUCCGAACUCAUGCGGAUGGUAGCCGAGCUGCAACAAGCCAAUCAACGAAUGGCUGACGAGAACCAGAUAAUGGCUGCACAGAUUGCUGAACUGAAUCAUGUUCGGAUCGAACAUGGCAACACUCAUCAAGAAGAGAACGGGGAGCAUCAGUCCCAACCGUCCCAUGUGUCGGAAACCGCUCGGAAUGAAGAACGACAGCCACAUGACGAGAAAGAAGAGUCCGAGGACGCUGUGGGCCCCUUUACAGAAGAAGUUAUGAACUUCGAACUACCGAAGAGGUUCACUCUGCCGCUGACCCUCACGCCUUAUGACGGACUCGGAGACCCAAAAAAUUUUAUAAAGAAAUUCCGAUCAAUAAUGAUCAUCAAUGGUGCAUCAGAUACAGUUUUAUGUCGAUGUUUUCCGAAUUAUUUAGACGGCCCUGCACUUGAUUGGUUGUGUGCUUUGCCUGCAGGUUCCAUUUCGCGCUUUCAUCAGUUGGCGAAGCUAUUCGAAGAGCAUUUUGCCGGAUCUGCCAUAUACCUGCACGACUCCGACUACCUGAACACUAUCAAGCAAGGACCAAACGAAAGCUUGAAAGACUAUAUGACUCGCUUCACCAAAGUCGCAAUCAGUAUCCCAGAUCUCCAUCCCGAGGUCCAUCUGCAUGCAAUUAAAAGCGGCCUCCGACCCGGGAAGUUCCAGGAGACAAUCGCAGUAGCAAAACCAAAGACUUUAGCAGAGUUUAGAGAAAAGGCCAAAGGACAAAUUGACAUUGAGGAGCUCAGACAAGCUCGGAAGUCUGACAAGCCACACUUCCGCGAAGAAGAAAAGAGCUCGUCCAGUAAGAAAAGUUUUAAACUAACACCUCGAUUUGAUUCUUACACGCAGUUUAACACCAAGAGGGAAGACAUAAUCAAGGAAAUCCUAAAUUCCAAACUAAUCAAACCACCAAGAAAGGCAGGCACAUACCAAGAUACAAGGAAUAUCGACAAAUCGAAGUACUGCACUUUCCACCAGAAGCAUGGCCACAAUACCGAUGAUUGCGUGGUCGCCAAGGACCUUUUGGAGAAAUUAGCCCGACAGGGACACCUCGACAAAUACAUAGGUAGUCACAUCCAGAAGCGCGGCUCGAGUUCAACAGCAAAUGAUGUCCCUGAACAACACCGCGGAAAAGAAAAAGCGCCUUCAGGCCAAUACGAAAGACCGCGAGGUAUAAUCAAUUGUAUUUCAGGGGGAUACGCAAGUGGAGGCUACUCCAAUUCGGCAAGAAAAAGAUCAUACAGGGCAAUAUGCUCGGUAGACAGACCAGAACGAGACGUAACCAUCACUAAUGCACAACCGGAAGUCACUUUUACGCAUGCCGACUUUAACUCCAAUGUACAAAACUUGGACGACCCUGUAGUAAUCGCCCUGCAGUUAGGAGAUCUCCUAGUAAAGAAAGUUCUCUUAGAUCCGGGAAGCAGUGCCGAUGUUUUAUUUUACUCCACCUUCCAAAAGAUGAAGCUGAGCGACAACAUGCUGCAGUCAACAGGAGGAGAUUUAGUCGGAUUCUCAGGAGAACGAGUUCCGAUACUCGGGUCAGUGUGGUUACAAACCACACUGGGUAAGCAACCUCUUUCCAAAUCUAAUGAUAUUCAAUAUUUAGUUGUUGAUUGUUUCAGUCCAUAUAACAUUAUUCUCGGCCGUCCUUUUUUAAAUAAGUUCGGCGCUAUUGUAUCCACUGUUCAUCUCUGUGUGAAGUUCCCAUUGCAGGAUCACCAGAUUGUCACAAUCCACGGCGACCAUAAAGAAGCACGACAAUGCUACAACAUCAGCAUGAAAUUGCAAAGUCGCCCAACCCAACAAGUCAACAACGUCGGCCUCAACUCAACAGAACACACACUAGCCGAGCUGGAUCCAAGAGCAGAUUUCUCCGACCGCCCAAAACCCUCUGACGACUUACAAAAAGUGUACUUCAACAACGACCCUAAUAAAUUUACGUAUGUUGGUAACUCACUAGAUGCGUCUGAGUUGCAGGCCAUAACAACUUUCCUACAAGAACACGCCGACCUUUUUGCAUGGACACCAUCAGACAUGCCCGGCAUAGAUCCAUACAUCAUCAGUCACAGGUUGGCGACGAAUUCGUCCAUCCGACCAGUGCAACAGAAGAAACGUCAACUCGGCGAGGAAAAAAAGAAAGCAUCAUUAGAAGAGACACAAAAGCUCAUUGACGCCGAAUUUAUCAAAGAGAUCCGAUUCACCACUUGGUUAGCAAAUGUGGUAAUGGUAAGAAAACAAAACGGUAAGUGGCGCAUGUGCGUCGACUUUACUGAUCUAAACAAAGCAUGCCCAAAGGAUUCUUAUCCUUUGCCAUCCAUAGACUCUUUAGUGGACAAUGCAUCAGGCUACGCCACUUUAAGUUUUAUGGAUGCUUAUUCCGGAUAUAAUCAGAUAAUGAUGCACUCUUCUGAUCAAAAUAAAAUAGCUUUUAUCACUGAUUUGGGUAACUAUUGUUAUAAAGUUAUGCCAUUUGGAUUAAAGAACGCAGGUGCAACUUAUCAACGCCUCAUGGAUAGGAUGUUUGCUAAACAAAUCGGCAGGAACAUCGAAGUCUAUGUCGAUGAUAUGGUGGCCAAAACAAAGGUCGGAGACAACCACAUCAAUGACCUAACAGAGAUUUUCGGCCAGAUCCGCAAAUACAACAUGCGGCUCAACCCCGAGAAAUGUGCAUUCGCCGUCCAAGGGGGUAAGUUUCUGGGUUUUUUAUUAACCCGCAGAGGAAUAGAGGCGAAUCCAGACAAAUGCCGAGCAGUGCUGGAAAUGGCCAGCCCCAAAACGGUAAAAGAAGUUCAGCGCCUAACAGGACGACUCGCAGCACUUUCCAGAUUUGUUCCUUGCCUUGCCUCAAUUUCCAUUCCUUUUUUCCAAACAAUUAAAAAGAAAAACAAAUUUGAGUGGAACGACGAUUGUGAGAGAGCAUUUUCAAAAUUAAAAACAACACUCUCACAACCGCCAGUUUUACAAAAACCCCUACAAGGGGAAGAUUUAUUUUUAUAUCUAUCAGUUACUGAUUGGGCGGUAAGCUCAGCCCUUGUGACCGAAAGAAACAAUGUUCAGCACCCGGUAUACUUCGUCAGUAAGACACUACAACAUGCCGAGCUCAACUAUCCAAGGAUUGAAAAGCUCGCCCUAGCACUAGUAUUCUCGGCACGGCGCCUCCGACCUUAUUUCCAAAGUCACGUUGUCCACGUCCGAACCGAUCACCCAUUAAGACAGGUGUUACACAAGCCAGAGCUUGCAGGCAGACUAAUAAAAUGGGCAGUCGAACUAUCCGAAUUUGACAUCAGAUAUCAUUCCCGAGGACCGAUCAAGUCACAAUUCCUGGCGGAUUUCAUCGCCGAGCUCACAAUCCCGUCCGAAGACGACCAUGCGAAACACUGGAUCUUAUAUGUCGACGGUUCUUCAAACAACGGUGGAUGCGGUGCAGGAAUUCGCCUGGAGGCCGACGAUGGGCUUAUAUUAGAACACUCAAUACACUUUGGUUUCAAAGCAAGCAACAACCAAUCAGAGUAUAAGGCAUUGCUCGCCGGAAUCCGACUCUGUUUAGAUCUACAAAUCUCAGCAAUAAAGGUAUACUGUGAUUCAAUGCUAGUCGUCCAGCAGGUAAACAACCUUUUUCAAGUUAAAGACCCUCUACUCUCUAAAUACUUGUCGUUAGUAAAAAAGUUAACAAAAAAAUUUUCUAAGUUUGAAUUAGAACACAUACCACGUGAACAAAACCAAAGAGCAGAUAUCUUAUCUAAACUUGGAAGCACACAGUCCGAGCUAUCAACAUUGCAACAAUUUACGAUAACAUCACCCACUGUGACUCUGACAAAUGUGUUGAGUGUAUCACAUAUAGCAGAUUGGAGGAACGACUUCAUACAAUAUUUACAAACAGGUACAAUACCAGAGGGGAUUGAGAGCAAUAAAAGAUUCCGACGACAAGCAUCUUUCUUCACACUACUCAACGGGGCAUUGUACCGACGAGGUUACACUCGGCCUCUGCUCAAAUGUCUCAACAACACAGAAGCCGACAUAGCUUUAGCAGAAGCACACGAAGGAAUCUGCGGCACCCAUACGGGAGCUCGGAGUCUAACAUCCAAGAUCCUAAGAGCCGGAUUCUUCUGGCCAACUUUGAAACAGGAUAGCCAAGAAAAGAUCAGGUCAUGUAACAACUGCCAACGGCAUGCACCCUUAAUACACAUACCAGCUGAGGAAUUACAUCAAUCCGACAUCAGCUGGCCAUUUAAUCAAUGGGGUUUAGAUAUACUCGGGCCAUUCCCAACGGCGCCGGGCCAGGUAAGAUUUCUAAUUGUAGGAAUUGAUUAUUUCUCCAAAUGGGUGGAAGCCCAACCUUUAGCAAAAAUAACAUCAAAACAAAUGAUUUCAUUCGUCUGGAAAAAUAUUAUUUGUCGUUUCGGCAUACCUCAACACAUCACAACUGACAACGGUCGCCAGUUUUCCGAUCAGAAAUUUCAAGCUUUUUUGCAGGACCUCAAAAUAAAGCAACAUUUCGCAUCCGUUGAACAUCCUCAAACAAAUGGCUUAGCCGAGGCUGCAAACAAAGUCAUCAUUCAUGCCCUAAAGAAAAAGCUUGAUGACACAAAGGGACUUUGGGCCGAGCUAAUACCUGAAGUCCUCUGGGGAUACAACACCACUCCUCAAACAUCUACAAAAGAAACCCCUUUCAGACUGGUAUACGGAUCAGAAGCAAUGAUUCCUCUGGAGAUCUCCCAAGAAUCCAUUAGAACUCACACAAGCAACCACGACGAAGCUCGGAGAGCCGAACUUGACAUCAUCGAAGAAAUCAGAGAAAUCACCGCCUUAAGACAACGAGCAACACAGCAAGCAAUCGCACGACAUUACAACAAGUCGGUCAAAAAAAGAGAAUUCGUCAAAGGGGACCUAGUCCUCCGCAAAACCGAAACUGCUCGGAAACCACCUUCACACGGGAAGCUCGCCGCCAACUGGGACGGCCCAUACCGAAUAUCAGAAGUACUCGGCAACGGAGCAUACAUACUCGAAUUAAUUAAUGGACGUGUAUUACCGAAUAGUUGGAAUGCUUCAUCCCUAAAGAAAUUUUACAGUUAA
Arachis stenosperma is the source of this 5121-nucleotide messenger RNA. RefSeq lists its product as uncharacterized. Gene Ontology annotation, molecular function: nucleic acid binding; RNA-DNA hybrid ribonuclease activity. The record is from RefSeq and is a predicted model, not a curated record. NCBI's taxonomy places the organism in Eukaryota, Viridiplantae, Streptophyta, Magnoliopsida, Fabales, Fabaceae. Bases 1 to 5121 code for a protein of 1706 amino acids. Gene Ontology annotation, biological process: DNA integration. The transcript has a single exon.